ACAAAAACACUCCAAUGAUGGUUGAUGAGCCUCGCACAAUGGAGGAGAUGCCUGCAGGAUGAGAUUGGUGAAGAGCAACUGCAGAAACUUGCAGUCAAAACGUGUUAUCCCUGUAACGCAAUAAACCGGUGACCGAUUUGACAAAAGUGAUCUGCUCGAACGCGUCCAUUCUGUAUUAUGACAAGUGACCUGUCUUGAAAAACCGGAGCGUUUGAAAAUUGCGGGUGGGGCAACACGGAUGUAAAGAGACUAUACUAUACUGACUUCGCCUUUCCGCUCUGGUUUCCGAGAUUAUUACAAAUAUCGACGAAUUUAUUUACAGCCAUAAUAGGCUUUGAAAUAGUCUUCACUAACAACUCUUUGGAUGAAAACCGGAACGUAAGCCUACAGUUAAAUUCGUUUCGAAUGUAUGGAUUCUAUCGUGACUUUGGUUGUUUACACUGUCAAGACAUAUCGUUUCUUUCUGAGCUGCUGUAAAAUUAAUGCAUGUGUGAAGCAGCUAGUGAUGAUGUGCCUUCCUGGUAUCUUCAUUGUUACCCUGUUGACCCUCUCAAUUCCUGCUGUCCAUGGUGGGAAAGUCCUGGUGUUUCCUCAAGACGGCAGCCACUGGAUCAACAUGAAGGUCAUUAUUGAAGCGCUGCAUUCAAGAGGUCACAGUGUGUCAGUAGUACGGCCAUCAGACAGCUGGUACAUCAAGGAAAACUCCCCUCACUACAGUUCAAUCACAAUUGAUAUUCCAGGUGGAGCUGAUGAGGAAUUCUUUAGCUCAUUUGUGUCAAGACAAAUACAGAUACAGAGAGAGGGAAAGUCUGCUUGGACUCGUUUUAGUUUGGACAUGGAGUUGAAGGACAGAUUUUCUGAAAUGCACCGCAAAGUGUGUGAGAUGGUGAUCCAAAUGUUAGAGAAUGAGCCGUUGAUGCAGUCUAUUAGAGAAACCAAGUAUGACUUGGUUCUGACAGACCCAGCCAAUGGGGGAGGUGUUGUGCUGGCGCACUAUUUAAAUGUGCCCCUUGUUUUCAAUGUUAGAUGGACUAUACAUGGUGAGGCUCAUUUUGCUAUUGCUCCCUCUCCACUAUCGUAUGUUCCAUUUCCUGUUGCAGAGUUAACAGACAAUAUGAGUUUUUUUCAGAGGGUCCGUAACUUCCUAGUUUAUGUCAUCAGGCUGCAUCUGUACAAACAGACAGUGGGGCCUCAUUAUUCCGCUUUGGUUAGUCGUUACUUUGGUCCUGAGGUCGACUACUUCUCAUUAUUUCAAGCUGCUGAUUUAUGGCUCAUGAGAGUUGACUUUGUGUUUGAGUUCCCUCGUCCCACCAUGCCUAAUGUUAUCUAUAUGGGAGGGUUCCAGUGUAAACCUGCCAAGCCUCUUCCCCAAGACCUGGAGGAGUUUGCUCAGAGUUCUGGAGAGCAUGGAAUCAUUCUCAUGUCAUUGGGGACUUUAAUUGGACAACUGCCCCAUGAUAUAGCUGAUGAGAUAGCUGCUGCUUUUGCCCACCUGCCUCAGAAGGUAAUCUGGAGGUAUAAAGGAGACAGGCCAGCUACUCUGGGCAACAACACCUUACUAGUUGACUGGAUGCCUCAGAAUGAUCUGUUAGGACACCCUAAGACAAGGCUGUUUGUAGCUCAUGGAGGAACAAAUGGGAUUUUCGAGGCUAUCUACCACAGUGUUCCAAUAGUAGGCCUUCCUCUGGUGUUCGACCAACCUGACAAUCUUUCUAGAAUGAAAGUGAAGGGUGUAGCAAAGGUUGUGGAUUUAGCAACUCUAGAUAGAAACAUUUUCACCCGAGCCUUACAGGAAGUUCUGGAUGAGCCGUCCUACAGGAUGAACAUGCAGAGACUCUCCAGGCUACACCGGGACGUGCCAAUGGAACCCCUGGACACUGCCCUCUUCUGGAUUGAGUUUGUCAUGAGACACAAAGGUGCUGCUCACCUGCGUACAGAGUCCUACAGAAUGCCCUGGUACUCCUACCACUCUGUAGAUGUAAUGGUGUUUUUACUGGCUGUUGUGUUUUUUACUCUGCUGGCUUUCAUUGGCAUUAUCAGAUGUUUCUGUUGCAGGGCAUGUUUGAAAAUAAAAAUGAAAGAGGAAUGAUUAUGGAUUUCAUCUGUAGAGAGAGUGGUACAUACAGUAUAUGUACAAAGUGUGGUACAUACUAUCUGUACAGAGUGUGGUACAUACUUGUUUUGUCACUAAUUUUACUUUUUGUUCACUUGACAAAUACAGUUGAAAUUGGAAGUUUACAUACACCUAAGUCAAGUACAUUUAAACUCAGUUUUUCACAAUUCCUGACAUUUAAUCCUAGUAAAAAUUCCCUGUCUUAGGUCAGUUAGGAUCACUACUUUAUUUCAAGAAUU
Oncorhynchus gorbuscha (pink salmon) is the source of this 2352-nucleotide messenger RNA. RefSeq names its product UDP-glucuronosyltransferase 2C1-like. Gene Ontology annotation, molecular function: UDP-glycosyltransferase activity. Lineage: Eukaryota; Metazoa; Chordata; Actinopteri; Salmoniformes; Salmonidae. The record is from RefSeq and is a predicted model, not a curated record. The transcript has 2 exons. The coding region runs from base 410 to 2089 and encodes 559 amino acids.